Molecule: messenger RNA, 846 nt
Organism: Bacidia gigantensis
Lineage: Eukaryota; Fungi; Ascomycota; Lecanoromycetes; Lecanorales; Ramalinaceae
Exons: 1
Coding region: 1-846 (281 amino acids)
Biological process (GO): protein N-linked glycosylation; N-acetylglucosamine metabolic process
Cellular component (GO): membrane
Molecular function (GO): beta-1,4-mannosylglycoprotein 4-beta-N-acetylglucosaminyltransferase activity
Source: RefSeq, a predicted model, not a curated record
AUGUCCAUGAUCAGCACAGAGCUCGACUGGCUCGAAAUCCGCCUCCACGAGCUCUAUCACGAAGUCGACUACUUCAUCAUCGUCGAAGCCGUCACGACCUUCACCAAGACCCCAAAGCCGCUCCACGUGAAAAACGCCUGGUCCAAAUUCCGCCGCUACCACUCCAAAAUGAUCCACCACGUCGUCGACUUCUCCCCGCUCACCAUGCAGAAAAACGACACCUGGGAGCAAGAGAACUUCAUGCGCCAGGCCAUGUACGACCAGGCUCUCCUCUCCCAGAUCGGCAACAAAGCCCCCCAGCUCGGCGACGUACUGAUCGUGUCGGACGUGGACGAGGUCCCACGACGUAGCACUAUUCCCGUGCUCCGAAACUGCGCGUUCCCAGCACGAACGACGUUACGGAGUGAUUUCUACUACUACAGUUUCCAGUGGAAGCACCGGGGCAAACUAUGGGAGCACCCUCAAGCCACAUUCUUCAAAGGCAUGAACGACACCAUUGGCCCGCAUGAGCUGCGCGGGGGUAUCUGGAGUAAGCCGUAUUUCGAGUUCUAUAACGCGGCGUGGUCGUGUUCGUCGUGUUUUGCUACGCUGAAGGAUUUGAGGACGAAGAUUACGAGCUUUUCGCAUGUCGAGUAUAAUUUGGAGAAGUUUCGCGAGACUGGCUGGUUGGUGGAUUGUGUGAGGUUUGGACGGGAUCUUUUUAAUAGGACUAGGGAGGUUUAUGAUCGCGUCGAGGGGAAUAGGGAUUUGCCGGAGGUGUUGUUGACGGAGGAGGGGAGGGGGAAGUUUGGGUAUAUGCUGGAUCGUGAUGGGGUGGAUGGGGGUUUGAGGGAUGUGGAGCCUUGA